Hibiscus syriacus is the source of this 1230-nucleotide messenger RNA. Its product is annotated as GTP 3',8-cyclase, mitochondrial-like. Gene Ontology annotation, molecular function: metal ion binding; GTP 3',8'-cyclase activity; cyclic pyranopterin monophosphate synthase activity. NCBI's taxonomy places the organism in Eukaryota, Viridiplantae, Streptophyta, Magnoliopsida, Malvales, Malvaceae. Gene Ontology annotation, biological process: Mo-molybdopterin cofactor biosynthetic process. The record is from RefSeq and is a predicted model, not a curated record.
AUGAUAAGGAGAAAGGGAAUCAAGUUUCCAAUAUGUUGGUUGAUAGCUUUGGAAGGAAGCACAGUUACUUGAGAAUCUCCUUGACGGAGCGUUGCAACCUCCGGUGUCAGUACUGUAUGCCGGCGGAAGGGGUGGAGCUAACGCCGUCGCCGCAAUUACUCACCCACAGCGAGAUCAUUCGUUUGGCUAAUCUUUUUGUCGCAUCCGGUGUCGAGAAGAUUCGGCUAACCGGCGGUGAGCCGACCGUCCGGAAGGAUAUUCGGGAUAUUUGCAUGGAUUUGUCUAGCUUGAAAGGGCUUAAGACUUUGGCAAUCACCACUAAUGGAAUCACUCUUGCUAGGCAGCUUCCAUUGUUGAAACAAUGUGGGGUUACCAAUCUGAAUAUCAGCUUAGACACGCUUGUUCCUUCGAAAUUCGAGUUUAUGACUCGGCGUAAAGGGCAUCACAAGGUUAUCAAAUCCAUUAAUUCGGCCAUUGAUCUUGGGUACAACCCUGUGAAAGUCAAUUGUGUUGUCAUGCGCGGUUUUAGUGACGAGAUGUGCGAUUUUGUUGAACUCACUCGUGAGAAACCGAUUAAUGUUCGAUUCAUCGAGUUCAUGCCUUUUGAUGGAAAUGUAUGGAAUGUCAAGAAACUCGUGCCGUAUGCAGAGAUGUUGGAUACUAUGACGAAAAAGUUUCCGGCCCUGAAGAGGUUGCAUGAUCAUCCAACGGAGACUGCAAAGAAUUUCCGGAUCGAUGGCCAUGCCGGUACUGCAUCUUUCAUUACAUCGAUGAGUGAGCAUUUUUGUGCCGGUUGUAAUAGAUUGAGACUUUUAGCUGAUGGCAACUUAAAAGUAUGCCUCUUUGGUCCUUCAGAGGUUAGCUUAAGAGAUCCUCUUCGAUCCGGUGCUGGUGACGACGAACUGAGAGAAAUAAUCGGAGCAGCGGUUAAGAGGAAGAAAGCUGCACAUGCUGGGAUGUUUGACAUUGCAAAGACGGCAAAUAGACCGAUGAUACACAUCGGUGGCUAAGGCAUGAAUGUAAAGAACAUCCUACAGAACCGAAAACAGAGAUGAAUCUGGUAAUUUUCACAUACUGUUCUUCUUGCUUGACAGUAUACAUCUGGGAGAAACAUGUAGUAGUUGAGUUCCCGACGAUCGGGAAAAGUUUUGUUGUAACUUAUUUGUAUUUAUAAUAAGGUCGACCCAUUUCAGCAUCGAGAUCGACACAGCUUUCGACCUCAAAAUCUGU